AUGAGCAUGAAAGUCCUGUACAUGGGUGUUUGGCGCCCAAAUGACGGCGGAGAGCCUGUCGAGCUGGCUCACCAGCGCGAGCUUAGCAGCUUCAACCGAUUCACCCGCGGAAGCAUCCAAGAAUUCUUGAACCUCUUCGUAGCAACAGCUGCCAAGAAGACACCACCUGGCAAGCGAGUCGCAAUAGAGGAAGAUAAGAUCCCAGACUACCUCAUCCACACAUACAACAACUCGCGCGGCCUCUGCGGCAUCGUCGUCGCCAACAAGGAAUAUCCUGACUUCGUCAUCACGGGCGUCCUCAAAAAGCUCUGCGACGAGUUCUCCACCAAGCACGCCGCAUCCGCCAUCAACAGCGCCUCCGCCAACUCCCUCCCCUAUCCCGAGCUCAAAGAUUAUAUCGCGCAGUACCAGAACCCGCAGGAGGCAGACAAGAUCCUUAAGAUCCAGCACGAGCUCGAUACCACGAAACAGGUGCUGCACCAAACCAUGGAGAGCAUGCUGGAGCGCGGCGAGAAGAUGGAUCAAUUGGUGGCUAAGAGCAAUGAUUUGAGUGCGAGCAGCAAGAUGUUUUAUACGCAGGCGAAGAAGCAGAACUCAUGCUGUGUUGUUAUGUGA
This is a messenger RNA of Didymosphaeria variabile, 615 nucleotides long. It is a transcript of the gene YKT6, whose product is annotated as palmitoyltransferase. The transcript is spliced from 4 exons. Lineage: Eukaryota; Fungi; Ascomycota; Dothideomycetes; Pleosporales; Didymosphaeriaceae. Gene Ontology annotation, molecular function: SNAP receptor activity. Bases 1 to 615 code for a protein of 204 amino acids. The record is from RefSeq and is a predicted model, not a curated record. Gene Ontology annotation, cellular component: Golgi apparatus. Gene Ontology annotation, biological process: endoplasmic reticulum to Golgi vesicle-mediated transport.